Molecule: messenger RNA, 804 nt
Organism: Mesitornis unicolor (brown roatelo)
Lineage: Eukaryota; Metazoa; Chordata; Aves; Mesitornithiformes; Mesitornithidae
Gene: MYOZ3
Product: myozenin 3
Exons: 7
Coding region: 1-804 (267 amino acids)
Cellular component (GO): Z disc; actin cytoskeleton
Molecular function (GO): FATZ binding; telethonin binding; actin binding
Source: RefSeq, a predicted model, not a curated record
AUGACCAUAAUGAAACCGGGCCCUGAAGAUGCAAACACUGGCCCCUGGUUCAGCUCCUGGCAUGGGCGCAUGGCCGAGCCUUGGGACAGGGAUGCUGUGCCCCAGCUGGACCUGGGCAAGAAGAUGAGCACGCCGCAGGACCUGAUGAUUGAGGAGCUCUCCCUGCGGAACAACCGCGGCUCCCAGCUCUUCCAGCAGCGCCAGAGGCGGAUGCAGCGCUUUGUCUUUGAGCAUCCCAGUGGAUUCCGGCAGCUCCCUGGGGCGGGUGGCUCACACCACACCAAGAGAGGUGGUCCAGAGGGAAUGGCAAAUGAGUGGACGGCAGGGGAGGGUGCCGGGGGCCAGCAGAGCUACCACUCCGAGCUCCACGUGGCAGCAUCGCCCCAGGGUGGGCCCCCUGAAGUGCCCAAGAAGACCGAGAAAGUCUUGCAGAUGAGCAAAAUCCUCAACCCUGAUGCUCUGGCUCCUGGGUACUCGAGCCCCCUCAAAGAAAUCCCCCCGGAGAAGUUCAACGUCACCGCCAUCCCCAAGGGCUACCGCUCCCCAUGGCAGGAGCACCUUGGUGACAAGGACAAUGCUGUGCAUGUCAAGAACAAGCUGCCCAUGAGACCCUUUCCAUGGGAUUUCAGGAGCUUCAACAGGACUCCCACCCCAUUUGACAGAGCACUGGUCAGCGACCUGUACCCUGCGCCUGCCCUGGAGCUGGACCACCUGAGUGUUCUGGAGGUGAUUUCCCACAGACGUGACUUCAACAGAGUGCCACAGGGGUGGGCACGGGUCCUACCAGAGAGCGAUGAGCUGUAG